Messenger RNA from Aphis gossypii (cotton aphid), 1506 nucleotides. RefSeq lists its product as uncharacterized. Bases 277 to 1434 code for a protein of 385 amino acids. The transcript has 5 exons. NCBI's taxonomy places the organism in Eukaryota, Metazoa, Arthropoda, Insecta, Hemiptera, Aphididae. The record is from RefSeq and is a predicted model, not a curated record.
UGUAUUUACCUCCACCACUGACCCAUAUUGUUGGACGUUGGAGAUUCACAUCCAUAUAAUACACGAGUACACGACAAUGACGCCCCCUACCCUAAACCGGUGGAAGGGAUGGAUCCCAUUUUCGCCGCCGCUGCAGAAGCUUAUAAAAAGGCAUGUAAGAGCGCAGACACCUUUAGUGUAUCACUAUUCGUUUUUCUUUUCACUUUUUUGCGUUGUGCCGAUAACUGUAAUCUGUUGUGUUUUAAUUCUCGUUCGUAAAACGUCCGAUUUUUAUAAAUGAUGGAGUCUUUAAAAAAACAAUUUUAUAUUUUCUUUUUCAUCGUAUUAUUCUCAUCCUGGGUGGCAGCAUCGAUGAUCAAAGAAACUUCGGAUGAAGAAAUUAAAAAACAAACUUUGGACAGUUUAAUGGGCAAACUGUGUCCUCCGUUAGGACUAGGAAUACGUUAUGAAGUUGCCAUGAUACAAACACCGAUGACAAUGUUCGGAUGCGCCUACUUGGAACACAACCGUACGAUAAGCGCUGCACCACUAUUUAAUUUGUGGCUUGAACGUCCGGGGAAAACCAGCAAUGAUGGUCAUUGUAAAGACAUGCGUAACAUGGAUCACUUCGCUUUUGAGUGCGUUUCACAAAAGGAACCUACUAAGAAGGAAGAGAUUUUUAAAGGUUGGAAUUAUGUUCAAUUAAUAGAUCAUUCCCAGCCAAAAAUCUCACAGGAUAUCAACGACCUGGUUUUGAGAUGUGCCGCAUACGAAGUGAAUGAUGCUCCUGCUGAGGGUGUCAAAAUGAUUCGAAUGGCGAUAAGUCCACCUAGCAACGAGCAAAUGCUCGAAGACCUGUGUGACAGUCUAUCAAGAACUAUGGCAAAGGAUGACCCAACAUACAUUUCAGAAGGGGACCGAACUUGGCCUGAUGGGUCAGUGUACCUUUAUAUGUUGGGAAAGCCAGCCCUCGAUGGAUCUAUGAACUCGAUGAAACACCCUACCAAUCGUCCAAUGAAAUCAACGACUACAAUGCCAUACAUUUCAGAAGGGCACCGAACUUUGCUUGAUUGGUCAGAGUACCUUUUUAAGUUGGCAAAGUUAGCCCUCGAUGAACCUAUGGACUCGAUGAAACAUCCUACCAGUCGUCCAAUGAAAUCAACGACUACAAUGCCAUACAUUUCAGAAGGGCACCGAACUUUGCUUGAUUGGUCAGAGUACCUUUUUAAGUUGGCAAAGUUAGUCCCCGAUGGACCUAUGGACUCGAUGAAACAUCCUACCAGUCGUCCAAUGAAAUCAACGACUACAAUGCCAUUAACAACAAUGCAAACAACAACAAAUUCCAUAAGAACUACAAGAUAUAAUGAGAAACGUAUGGAGAACCUAGAUAGCCGUACAACAACUACAAAGAUGCCAGUUCGCCAAAACAUUUUUGACUAUUUUUAUAUGUUGUAAAUGGUCAAGAACGACCAUCUCAUGUAGAUGAAUAGAUCAUGUCUAAAGAUGUAAUCAUGAUAAAUAUAUUUU